Molecule: messenger RNA, 986 nt
Organism: Cuscuta campestris
Lineage: Eukaryota; Viridiplantae; Streptophyta; Magnoliopsida; Solanales; Convolvulaceae
Source: the annotation of a GenBank genome assembly
CACACAAUUAACACCACUUUCUCAUUCCUUUAGCAAAUUACACUCUUUCCAUCACUUUUUCGUAAGAAACGCUGUCAUGGCCGGAGGAAAGUCCAAGAGCAAGGCCUCCAAGAAGAAGAUCGCCGCCGAGGCUACGACCUCUGCGCCUCAACCCUUCCCAUACCUGGACGGCUCGUUUCUUGAGUUCGGGUCGGAAGAGGAACUCUCUCGCUUCAUCACCCACUUCUCCAAGCGCCCCAUCUCUCCGCCAAGGGUGCUGCCGGAGAGAUACCCUCAACAAAAGGGGUACCACGACCUCGACAAUCAACUCAAAGAGUCGGUGGUCAUCCGAGAGCUGGGAAUCACCAACCUCGUCCGUCACAGCGGCACAACAACCAUUCACUCAGCCCCGCCGGAGAAGCGUCUUCUACUCUAUAUCCUCACCCGGAUUCUUCGCCCCCGGGACGGCAGCCACACGUGCCUCUUCAACGAGGAUCUCAAGGCCGUUCAUGCUAUCACCCAUGGCGCCUCAAUCAAUUGGGCAAAAUACGUCAUGAUUCACAUGGCGGAUUGCGCCUCCAUCACCAACGAGCGGAGCUUGCCAUACGCCUUUCUCAUCAUGGAUCUCAUCGUCGGCCCAGACACGAAGAUGACAAAGCUGUGGAUCAUCCAAGAUAGCACCUUCCGAAAGAAUGGCAUCAACUACGUCCCGCCACCCUUUGACAGCACCAUCCUCGGCCAGAACUAUGAAGGCGAGGACGAGGAGGAUGACUCCCAUGCUCCGUCUUCCUCCCCCGAAGAGGCCGACUUUGAGGACGCGGUCGACGGGAAUCCCAUGGACGUCGAGGACGACGAGGAUGACGAGAACGAAGAUGAUGACACCGAGGACGAGGAUGCCGCUGCCUAGACUCUUCUCUCUCUCCUUUCCCUACUUUGAUUGCAAUUUUUUUUUUCAAUUCCGUUGUAUUCAGCAUUUUCUCAUCUUUUAAUGAAUAAAAGUUUACCUU